Molecule: messenger RNA, 1020 nt
Organism: Acaulospora morrowiae
Lineage: Eukaryota; Fungi; Glomeromycota; Glomeromycetes; Diversisporales; Acaulosporaceae
Source: the annotation of a GenBank genome assembly
AUGAACAAUAAUUCUCCUUGCUUCCCGUUAGCACGAAAUCAUCACCAACCAAGCUUUUUUCAUCCAAAUAACGCUUUGCAUCCUAUACACGCCUCGCAAAGGUUAUCCUACAGAGAAAGGCAUGCAGCCGCCAUUGUAUCCGAGGGGUCAACUAAAGUGACGGGCAAACGAAAACCUGGUGACGAAUCUGAUGAUUCAAUGAGCGAAAGCAAGAGCCCACCCUGUUCACCCAGACUUAACGGUCAUACGCAUGAAAUGGAAGCUACUGUUAAGAGGGCGAAACUUAGUAAUGAAAAGGAAUUCCCACUAAGUAAACUGUUAGGGACACUCGACAAACCGCAGUUGUUAUCGCUAAUAAACAACCUCAUCGAUGCGCACCCCAACCUACAAUCAGAAAUUGCUUCGAAUAUCCCUCGACCUACUAUUCAAUCGGUUACACGUAUUUUAGAGGGUAUGGAGAAGAAAUAUUUGGAUAGUUUCCCUUACACAAAAUGGGGUAGUUCUAAAGAUGAUUAUAGUUUCAAUCGAGUAAAACCGGCGAUAAUGGAACUACAGGGUGCCAUUAUGGACUAUGCAGACCAUUUUACAUCACCCGAAGAAUUUCCGACCGUCACAUUCGCAUUCCUUCAUCUUGCCACCACCAUCACACAUCGAUUACCGGAAUGGGAUAAUAGCUCGCACAACGAACUCAAACGCGAUAUCUAUCUCAAAUUAGCAGAUUAUUGGAAAAAAGCUAUUCACGAAGCUUCAAGUAAACUUCGUGAUGGUAAAAUAUAUGGACACACCGUCGUCAACGAAUGGGCAAAAAAUCUGGCACAGCAUAACCGAGAUUCCAAUGGCGCAUUUCAACAAGCAUCCGAAGAAUUUGUUGAAAAACUUGGUGUAAUUAUAGGACUUCAAGGAGGGGUAUCCGGUGUAUCGGCUUCGUCAUUGACUUUUUCCUUCGCCUCCGGCAUUGGUGGAAUGAAUUCUAGUAAUAAUUCGAUGAAUCACCGUAAUUUUCAGCUCAUGUCGGCGUAA